This is a messenger RNA of Doryrhamphus excisus (bluestripe pipefish), 1921 nucleotides long. RefSeq names its product carbonic anhydrase VII (gene ca7). Gene Ontology annotation, cellular component: cytoplasm. The record is from RefSeq and is a predicted model, not a curated record. Gene Ontology annotation, biological process: regulation of intracellular pH. Lineage: Eukaryota; Metazoa; Chordata; Actinopteri; Syngnathiformes; Syngnathidae. Gene Ontology annotation, molecular function: carbonate dehydratase activity; zinc ion binding.
UUAAUGCAUAAUUUAUAUUAUUGUGUUAUCCAUGCCAUUUGAAUUCAUAAUGUAGAUUGAAUUAUCUUCUGAUAUAGACAUGAAAAGGGUUUAUCUUUCCUCAAAAAAUACCGUAUAUUUUCAGUUGCAAACAGCAGCGGGUGCGCGCACGCGUGCUCGUGUGUAUAUGUGUGUGUGUGAAGGGGGUGUGUCCAAAGAGAAUACAGCCUUGCUUCAUCAUGCCAGCACUCCUCAAGCACACUUGAUCCAAACGUUGUAAUUGCAAUCUUACUGUGUGAAGCCACAAGAUGACGGGGAAUAACUGGGGAUACGGAAAAGAAGACGGUCCUUCAGUAUGGUACAAAAACUUCCCGGUUGCCAAGGGGAGUAGGCAGUCUCCCAUCGAUAUCGUCCCACAUCAGACUUCACAUGACCCCAGUCUGGGACCCAUCCUCCUCAACUAUGAUCACUGUUCCUCCAUAAACAUCUCCAACAAUGGGCACUCUGUUGCGGUCAUCUUUGAUGACUCGGAUGACCGUUCAGUGAUCCAGGAAGGCCCUCUGGACAAUCCAUACAGACUAAAACAGUUUCACUUCCACUGGGGUGAAAAAGGCUGUCACGGCUCCGAGCACACCGUUGCAGCAAACGGAUAUGCGUCAGAGCUUCAUUUGGUUCAUUGGAAUGCAGUUAAGUACAAGACAUUUGAGGAGGCGGCAGAUGCUCCAGAUGGACUUGCUGUCCUUGGUAUCUUUUUGGAAACUGGUGAUGAACACAGAUGGCUCCACACAAUUACAGAUGCACUCUACAUGGUAAAGUUCAAGGGGACUGUCACAGAUUUCAAAGGUUUCAACCCAAAGUGCCUCCUGCCCAGCAGCCUCCACUACUGGACCUACCUCGGAUCACUGACCACACCCCCACUUAAUGAAAGUGUCAUCUGGAUUGUCCUGAAGGAGCCAAUCACAGUAUCUGAAAAACAGCUGGGCAAGUUCCGAAUGCUUCUGUCCACUGGAGAAGAAGAGGACCAGAGGAUACGUAUGGAAAACAACUACAGGACUCCUCAACCCCUGAAAGACCGAAAAGUGCGUUCAUCCAAUUAAUGGAACUUCAAGAUCCUAUAAUAUAACUCUUAAGGAGACGACAGAGUGGAUGCAACAAUAUGGGAAUAUUUUCACUGCCAAAACUCUAAGAUAUGUUUUGCAUAAUAUAAUUACUAACAACUGAUUUUAUCAAUGAAAAAUUAAUUUUUGGUCAGGUGCUAUGCACUGUAUGUCGUUUGUCAUGGUUACAUUUAACUGGCUAUUGUUGGCACUGGAGCUGUUUGUCGGUUGGUAUCAAACACUUGUGCUGUUGAUGGCGUCCUAAAUGGUGUCCAAAUAUCCUUCUAUCCAGCCUAUUGUAGCCGUUGAGCUUUGCGAUUUAACAAUCCUAACUAUAGCUGAAAUUGGAUUAGUGCUGUGUUUUCCUAAGUGCGCUGCUUGGCCGUGACGGACUAGUCCCAGGAUCUGUUACAGGUCAGGAGUGGGUUUUAUAUUUAGCAUGCCAUUAACAUUUUAUUUAAAGUGUUUACAAUGAAUUAUUGUGUACGGUUUUCAGUUUGACCUUCCCACCCUCGCAUUACCGGCUGCACUUUUAUUUUCCCUUACAUAAAAGUUUGAGUGCACACAGUUAUUAAUAUGCAAUUCCUAAACAUGCAUGCACAGCCUAUAUGUAUGUAUGUAUCUAUGUAUGUAUGUAUGUAUGUGACACCUGACCAGACUGUUGAGCUGUGGCAGCUUUGUGUGACGCCAGUCUUCAUGUUGAGGAGAACUACCGCUGGGCAAUGGUUGCAAUAAUUUAGUUUUAUGCUCCCAUACCACAAAUUGCAUAUUAGAAGAAUUCACCUCAUGUAUGAUUUAUAGGUGGUUUGAAAUACUUUGUAAUAUGCUUAUUCACUGAAAUAAAA